CAGUCAACAACGAGACCGUAUUGACGGUCGUAAACGGUGCUCGGUCGAUAUAUGCCCUUUUGAUUUAUCCAUAGAAUGUCAAACAAUGUUGUCGAAUAAAUAUUUUCCGCAUUGAUAAAUAUUGGGCUAACAGAAGAUGACUGCUGUCAGCAAGCUAGGGCGUCCUCUGUGCCAUGGCGUCAGAGUGGUUCUGUCAGGGCCCCGUACCCUGACCCAGCAUCUCCCCAUGCAACAACUUGAGACUUGGUCACCUCUCCCAUCCAGUUCAGGACUCUCAUUGAACCUUCAGGCAGUCGACAGAUGUCCCACAUUUGUUCAGAAACGUUACCUUCACAAAGAUGAUAUCAGGACAAAAGACCCGGAAUCUGGCCUACCUAUUAUUCAUCCCAAAAAGGGCUUACUGGUCUACACGGGAUCAUUAAGCAGUAAUCUGACCAGGGUGAAAAUGGUGUCUAUGAGUACGAGCAUGAUUUCUGUGUUUGUGCAGCCUUUUGUCAUCUCAGCUGCCAAGGAUGACAUGAUGAUGAAGGCUGGUAUACUUGGCACUAUCAGCACUCUGGUGUUCUGUACCCCUGCUCUGCUUCACUUCGUGGCAAAGAAGUAUAUCACCGACAUCUAUUACAAUGAGGACACUAAGGUGUUCACGUUGGCCAGAAAAACGUUUUUCUUACGGAGAAAAGAGGUUGAAUACAAAGCUGAAGACGUCAAGAUUCCAUUCCAUGGUGGAUUCUUGGUUAAUCAUGUCAUCAAAGGUACAAAUUAUUUCAUCGAUGUUGCAAGUUUUCGCAGCAAAGACAUUUACAAGCACAUGGUCGGGUAUGACUCUCCCAUGACAGAGGAAAUAAAGAUUUUAUCAAGCGAUGUAACAGCCCCUAAGAAAGAAAUGAGCAAGAAGAAGUUUGGUCUGUUUGAAGACGAAGAUGAAACUGUGAAAAACCAACAUUUAGAGCCAGAUGCCAAUAAAAAGAUUGCACUCAUGCGAGAUGAGCCCCAGAAAACUCGCGUUCAAACAGCCAUGCCCCCAAAGCCAUCCAUGCUUGGGAACCCAGUCCUGUUAGAUGAUGACGAUGACGACUGUGGAACAACUAAAGCAGCUGAAAAACAGAAGACAAAAAUUAAACAAUGAAAUGAUUGAUCUUUGAUCAUUUAAUUUUUCGAUAACACAUUUUUUUUGGCACUACAGUUUUGUAUAUUGGAUUUGCCUCAUUAAUGAGUUUAAAGUUGAAAUACAGUAAGACGUUCACAAAAAUUAUGUUGAAAUGACAUUAUGAUUUACACUUUUAAUUUUUUAGGAUGAUAGUCUUUCUAAAGAGAUUGCUGAUGUUGUGUAAAGACAAAAUUUGUUGCUUUGUUGGAAAUAUUUUAUUUGAAACAAGUUUAUGAUUUCAGUUGACAAAUCAUUGUUUCUAGAAAAUAAAUAAAAUAUAUUUGA
Molecule: messenger RNA, 1432 nt
Organism: Dreissena polymorpha
Lineage: Eukaryota; Metazoa; Mollusca; Bivalvia; Myida; Dreissenidae
Product: transmembrane protein 70, mitochondrial-like
Exons: 2
Coding region: 137-1126 (329 amino acids)
Biological process (GO): mitochondrial proton-transporting ATP synthase complex assembly
Cellular component (GO): mitochondrial membrane
Source: RefSeq, a predicted model, not a curated record